GCGCACAGUUUGCUGCGGCCCUCACCGGGCGUGGGCGCACGCGCUGGGAGGGGACCUCAGAACUGCCUGCUCACAUCUGAGAUUGUCCGCGUCCACCCCGGGUCUCCUCGUCUUAGCACUUCAAGACUCAGGAAUGCGUCGUUUCUAGUCUGUGUCUGGGCCUGUGCUGCGCGGAGGACCCCUUCUUUUUUCAGUGCCCAAGUGGCAGGGAGUGGAGUGGCUUUGGCUGUGGUGCACGCUGAGCCCGGAACCAGAUGAGCAGAGACAUCUACAUCCACACCUGGCCGUGCUCCUACUAUUUAGAACUUGAGAAGCGAUGGGUUCCUGGAAAACUCUUGUUAACUUCACGCUCAGUAAGAUUUAUGACUGAUAAAACUGGAGGCUUUCUUGUUGACUUUCCCCUUGCCAACAUAGUUGAGAUCAAGAAAGAGGCUUCUCAUUUUAUCUUUGGUGCUGUCACCAUCCUGGAAAAGGACAAUGUCAAGCACUGGUUCAGCUCCUUGCAGCCUAGUCGGAAUGUUGUUUUCCAUGUCAUUGAGCAUUUUUGGAGAGAGGUGCUGCUGUCUCAGCCAGGAGCUGCUGGGGGGUCAUCAGCCUCCCCUGAGACCAAGGGGAAGCAGCUAACUGGUCUCAUGGCCUGUUCCCAGAAGCGUCUGGAAGAUGCAGCCACGGUCCUACACUUCCAGGGUGAGCAGCUGGACAGCAUAGCAAGCGGCCUGGACAGAAUGGCUUCCGACCUGGACGUGGCUGACAGGUUGCUGACAGAACUGGAAUCUCCUUCUUGGUGGCCCUUUAGCUUCAAGUUUUGGAAGGUGCCGUCUGACACAGAGCUCAGAGAAGGCUCCUCAACAGCUAGUUCCAAAGCUCUUGGAAAGGAAGGGAUAGUGAUCAGAAUACCUGUUGUUAUUUCCCAGAAAACAGAAUCUCAUGUUAAACCAGGAAGGCUCACCAUCCUUGUUUCUGGAUUAGAAAUCCAUGACUCAAAUUCUUCGCUUAUACACAGAUUUGAGAGAGAAGAUGUAGAUGACAUUAAGGUUCACACACGUUAUAAAGUUAGCAUCCGCCAGAGGUUCAUCGGGAAGCCAGACAUAGUUUUUCAUUUGAUAUCUGCCAGGAUGCCAGAGGUGAUCCCUGUUUUGGAAAUGCAGUUCAGCAAAAAGAUCGAGUUUUUAGAAGAUGCCAUGAUGCUCAGAAGCCCUGGAGCCUCUUCCACAGCAGAGAAGGGCCACUCAGUCUGGCAGGCAGCGUCCGGGCUAAUGGACUGUGUCAGGCCACAAGAGCCCUCCUCUGGGAACCAAGAAGGUGGGCUGCUGCAGCUGCAGACAAGAGAGCCACUCAUUGCUGAGGAAGACACCCAGGAACUGAGACAGAUCCUGGGGAGGCUGAAGGGUCUCGCCUUGGAGGCCAAGGCGGAGCUGGAGAGACAGGAUGAGGCCUUGGACAGCAUCGCCACCGCUGUGGACCAGACAACCCUGACAGUUGACAAGCACACUCGACGAGUGAGAAAACUGACCUAGAAAGACAAAAGCGCAGAAGUGAGAGCUUUUGAUGAGAAUCACUUUUUUUGGUAUGUCAUCCUCAACCUCUGCAUGCUGCCUUCAGAUGCAGACGCCAGGAGGACCCAGGGCGGCUGUGCAGACCAGGGGCAGCCAUGCAGGGUCCCCUGCAGGGCACCAAGGUGCAGCUGCAGGAGGGGAGUUCUGUCUGUGGACAUAGCACACGGUGUUCUGCCCAGGCCCUCUCGAAUUGCUGGGGAGUUGGAAGCACCCACGAACUCAAACUCAGCUGAGCCCCGGUGGGUCCUGCAUGGCCACACGACUCCGCAGUCAGGGUGGGUUAUGCCCAGCACUCGGGGACUGCUUUGCAUGGCCACACCUGAGGUCCCCAGCAUCUCCAGUAGCUGCACUGUCAUCCUUUCUCUGCUAUUGUUAGGCGUAAAGGGAAGGUUUAAAUCUCUGUGAAUGAAGUCUGCUCACUCUUAACCCUAAGUGCUGUAGUCUAAGUGCUGUAGGCGCAUCCUGCAUCCCAAGUCCCUCCUCCACCUCCAUGCAGCCUGCACCUGCCCACUCCAUGGUCGCUCAGCAACCCCCUCACUUGUCCAUCUCUCUGGUGGACAGGCCAGUUUCUAACUGAAUCUAAGAGACCAGUAUACCUUGAGGUCAUCAUAGAAACACCUAAAAUACUAUUUCAUUCCCCAGUUUUUAGCCAAAUGUGAAAAUAGUACAUACUGUACCUGUUUAAAAAAGUGUUGAUUUUUGCUUUCACUGCCACAUUUCUAUCCAGAAACAAAAGAAAAGUGCUACUAUGAGAAUGUUUUUUGAAGAUACUCAUUGAUGCUGCUUUUUGCUCAGUUUGGAGUCUGUGAGAGGCCCCUCAGAGGGAAGAGAGGAACAUAGAGAAGUGGGCAUCUCCCAGGCUGCUUUGAAACAGCUCGGAGGAUGGACACAGAGAGCCUCCUCAGAACUUGGGGAGUGUCUGCAGCUGCUGGGAGGCACCCACAGGCCCUGCAGUGCCCACUAGGUUCACACAGAAAUCCAGAAAAGACACACACGUGCUGGGUUUACCCAGAGACUCACACAUGUGUACACAUGUGCAUGUGCAGAAAGUGCACUCAAGUUGGGCUCACCCAGACACUCAGAGCACACAUACCCACACACGGGCUCCAGUCCCUCAGCCUGAAUCAGUGGGAGUGUUGUGAUCUCCACAUGUUUCUGCUGGGUAGGCAGGCAGGAGCCAAAGACUGGGUUCUCCACGUACAGCCCUGGAGAACCCUGAGCAGAGAGAGGAAAACAAACCUGCCCACCCAGAGAGUGCUGCUCAGGAGUGCCAUCAGCCUGCCCAGGCUGUGUGACACCCAUGUGUCCUAAAAAGGGGCACCACCCAGCACCCAUAGCUUGCAUGGGACACGCCUCUGGAAGCAGGGCCUCACCCUUUCUGUCCUGUGAGCUCUAGGCCUCACUCCUUCCCUGUCAGUCACCUGGGGAUGUGUAAACCCCAGCCCCUCUGGGCAUGAAGGUGUGUGUGGGACCCAAAUACUUUCCCCUUAGAGAAUUAUUCCCCUCCCUUUUUACUCCUACCUGUAAUUAAAUCAGUAGAGACUGUGGUCUGUCUUUGGAAACUGAGAAUAAGCAGCCCUCCAGGCUCAGAGGCUGUUUCACCUUGGCCCUCUGUCUGCUGCAUUCUGAUUCUGAGUGGGCUCAGGGUGCCCAUACUGUGCAGUGCUGGGUUUCUGCCGCCCUGAUGAAGCCCUGCAUAGAAUGUAGGACAACAGGCACAUCCACCCCACAGGUCAGGAGGCCAGGAAUCCAAGGUCAGUAUUACAGGGCUGGGCCUCCUCCCAAGGCUCCUUCUGCCAAACUGAAUUGAUGAUUGGAGUCAAAGCACAGAAAUUUACCCGUUUCCUAUGGCACCAAGAACUCACUACUACAGCCCUGUUCUACAUCCAGGCACUUACCACUCCCUCCCACUGCUUCCCACCCCAGUGCAUCAGCUCCACCUUUCUAGGUACCGCCCCCCCCCGUUUCACCUAGGGGCAUAAAUUCCAAUGCCUUGACUCCCACACCCCACGUGAUAGGAGCACCUUGUGGUGCUCCCACUGCCAAGUCUCCAUCUUCCUCUCUCCCUGCCCCUCACCUGGCUCACUGGCUUCAUUUUGGGCCGUGGGGAAGGACAUGAGAGGAGGGGACCUUAUGAUGCUCCUGCUGGACUAGAGGAAGGAGUUUAGCAGGCAAGCUGGGAUCUCUCACAUCCCAAUGGACAUGCCCUGGUGGCUCCCCGCAGGUGAGUCACACCAAGCCAGCAGACCCUCUGGAGUCUGAUGGAGGCUGCAGUGAGCUGUUGGCAGAAGCACACUGUGUCUUUGGUCCUGCUCCCCUCUGCUGCGUUGGAGCUCAUGCUCUGACACUGACGUUGGCCCCGGGGGUGGGGGGCGGACACUCUCCCCACCCAUAUUCCUGCCCCAGAGCCUGUCUGCCAAUUCUAUCAGUAAUGGCAUCAGUUUGUUGCUGCCCUGCAUGGUGUUUGCAGUUCUUAAGACAGUGCUCUGAGCUCAGUUAUGCAUCACGUGGAGGUGAACAUAGUGCAAGUCCUGCCUCUAACGCAGUUGUGAGACUCACACUGAGCCAAACCGAACCGAAACAGCUCCAGUGUUUCAUCAGAAAGGGCUGACUCUUGUUUGGUUAGGGCAGGGUUUGGCAGGCCUCCUCUGAGAGUACAGGUGGUAACCACUUCAUCCUCUGAAAUUGUAUGGGGUCUGUCACAACACCUCAGAUUUGCUGUCUGCAGGAAGGCAGCAUGGACUUGGGGGCAGUGGGUGUGCUGUGUUCCAAUAAAACUGCCGGUGAAACUAGAA
Phyllostomus hastatus (greater spear-nosed bat) is the source of this 4351-nucleotide messenger RNA. RefSeq names its product synaptosome associated protein 47 (gene SNAP47). The transcript has 5 exons. The coding region runs from base 255 to 1517 and encodes 420 amino acids. The record is from RefSeq and is a predicted model, not a curated record. Gene Ontology annotation, molecular function: syntaxin binding; SNAP receptor activity. Gene Ontology annotation, biological process: exocytosis; synaptic vesicle priming; synaptic vesicle fusion to presynaptic active zone membrane. Gene Ontology annotation, cellular component: SNARE complex; plasma membrane. Lineage: Eukaryota; Metazoa; Chordata; Mammalia; Chiroptera; Phyllostomidae.